AUGAGUUAUGAUGAUGCUUCUACUUGUUAAAAUUAGUGUCAAAAAAAUGAAGUUAUUGAUAGCGAAGGUAAAAAAUGCAUUAAAUGCAAAGUCAAUGGAUGCGUCUAGUGCACUUCUUAAUAAAUUUGUCUGGUUUGUGAUCAGAAUUUAGUGCUUGAUAAAAAUAAAAAUUAGUGCGAUGCUAAAAAAGGGAUUUGUGAAUCUGAUAUAUAAUUUCUUAAUCCACCUUUCGAAAGUAGAAAAUGCACGAAUAAUUGCCAAUAAUCUUAUUAUUAGAAUUAUAGUAGCUAGAUUUGUGAAUACACUUAGGGAUGCCCAUAAAUUCAGCAAUUAUCUAGUUUUGUUAUGAAUACUUCUGUGGAUAAUAUUGCAAUAUUUAAAGAGAAUCAAUACAUAGUUAUGAGUGGUGGGACAUGUAACUUCGCUAUUGUGGAUAAAAACUGGAAUAUAAUAACUAAAUAAACUUUACAAGAGAUGAAUGCAUUCGAAUUCUUUAAUAGAUAGGAUGGGAUAUAAAUGUAGUAUUUUUUAUCAGGAGUUUAUGGUGGAUGUCUUCAGGGAUAAAGGUUUAAUGUUAUGAAUUUUGAGACUCUACAAAUAGAAUUCGAUGAAUAAAAUUUGGAAUAAAAGCAUGAUAUUAAAUACGUAGAUGAUGUUAAUAUGCUCAUUUUCAUGUAUUUAACUAUAAAUUAGCCCUUUUACUCUAUUAAAAAUAUUAAGCAGAUAUUAUAUUCAGUCUUAAGAAGUUAAUUAACUAUUUGUAGGAACAUUUCAAUAGGACUUUUCUAUAUCACUUAUAAAGUCAAAAUAAUGUUUCAGUGCUAUUCCUGA
Molecule: messenger RNA, 831 nt
Organism: Tetrahymena thermophila SB210
Lineage: Eukaryota; Ciliophora; Oligohymenophorea; Hymenostomatida; Tetrahymenidae
Exons: 3
Source: RefSeq, a predicted model, not a curated record